AUUCACGCUUGUAUCCUCGCAAUUAAGAAGACAGUGGAUUGAGAUGGGAAUGAUUAAGGAGUUUUUACCUUUGUCAACCCAUGUGUAAAGAAACCUCAUAACCUCCAGAUAUCGUAGGAUCACACACUCACACAGGCGUUCUGGACUUACAGGACUUGUCUCUCCAAAUACUCGUUGUUCUACAAUAGAUUCUGGAAACAACUUUGUGAUUUAGUUUCUGAUGAUAUAUCGUCUUGGAUCUUCAAGCAGACUAUAUUUUUCCUAAUGCUCAUCAUACGUAGUAAACCUACAGGAAUCGUCAAGAGUGAAGGAGGCGCAGGAGAAUCAAGAAGAAGAUCAAAGAAGAGAAAGGAGGAGGAUUGAAUAGAGAUGGAAGUCUUAUCGUCCGGAUUUCAUUUGACCUCAGUCAUCUCUCUAGUUAUAUACCUGUGUGUCUUCUUAUUAAUCUCAUGCAUUGUUCUGUUCUUUCUCGUCGUUCUUCAUCAAGGAUGGAAGUUUAGGCACAUUCCGGGACCCAAACGAAGCAGUGUCAUUUAUGGGUGCCUCCAGGAAGUACGGGAAUUUCUUGAAAAGGGGAACAACAAACUUGAUCUGUUGAUGAAAUGGCAGGCGGAGUAUGGGACUGUCUUCAGAUAUUCGAUACUUCAUCGAUAUAUUAUUGUUGCAUUAGAUCCAGAUGUGGUCAAGGAGAUUCUUGGGAAGCCGAGUGUCCAUUGGAAACCGUAUGUCCCGUAUGGUAUCAUGGGAACCCUCUUGGGUAAUCGUUUCAUGGGAAAUGGUCUAAUAACGGAAGCUAACCAUGCCAGAUGGAAAAUACAUCGCGCAAUGCUCAAUCCAGCCUUCAAUAGAAAGUACUUAAUGACAAUGGUCGAGACAUUUAACGAUCACGCGGACCACUUAGUGAGUUAUCUUACGGACAGAGCUGACGGUUCGCAAGAGGUUAGCAUGUACGACGCAUUUAACAAUGCCACACUGGAUAUCAUAGCCAAAGCGGGAUUCGGCCUGGAAUUGAAUGUUCUUGAUGAUCCUAACAAUCCGUUUCCUAACGCCAUUCUAACCUGUCUGAAUACAAUACAGAGCUGUAUUCAAAACCCAUGGAUGAAGUACGGUUUAACGAGCAAAGUCAAGAAAGCCAAAUCAGAGGUGAAAGAUGCUUGCGAUUUGCUCCGCCGAGUUGGUAAGGACUGUGUAGAGAAUCGUUUGGCGGCCAAGGCGAGGGGUGAAGAACUUCCACUGGACAUGCUGACAAAUAUCCUUGAAGCCUCAAAAGAUCUCAAGGGGGAUGAAAACUUCGGCAUCGAGGAGAUGUUGGACGAGUUCGCCACGUUCUUCAUUGCAGGUCAAGAAACAACAAGUAAUGUCAUGUCAUUUACGCUAGAGCAGCUAGGAAAGAAUCCACGAGUCUUACAAAAAGUUCAAGUAGAGUUGGAUGAAAAGAUUGGAGGUCAGACGUUUAUUAGCUUCCACGACAUGGGCAAACUGGAAUACCUAAAUCUCGUUUUGAAAGAAGCUUUACGGAUGUACGCCCCUGCAUCUAUAGUGAAUCGAGUAACAGGUACGGACGUCAAGGCUAGCACAGGGAUAGUCAUACCCAAAGGAAGUCAGGUUUCGUUGAGCCCGUUUGUCAUGGGCCGUAUGGCAAAAUACUACAAGGACCCGCUUAUCUUCCGCCCAGAAAGGUUCAUUGAGAGCAAACACUCUCCAUAUGCAUAUUUCCCUUUUGGAUAUGGUCAGAGGUCGUGUAUCGGACAACAAUUUGCACUGAUUGAAUCGAGAAUAAUCAUGGCGAAACUGUUGCAGAAAUUGAAGUUUGACUUGGUGCCGGGCCAGAGCUGGAACAUCUCCUUUGCAGUCACCAUACGGCCUGUAGAUGGUUGUAAGAACUUCGUCUCACUCAGACAUUAAUAAAGACCUUUUUAUGACUCAAAUUUCAGUCCCUUACUAAGCCUAGACCGGGACUACAAUUGCAAAGUACUGAACUAUCAUUUCACAUUUCAAAUUUUAGUCCAGCAUGCUGAGCCGCCUAUACAUGUAUACUCUGGCCGAGAAAGCAGAUCAUGUUAGCGAAUCGAAUCUUCUACAAGUGUUUUGAGAGAGGUUAUUCUGUGUCUGUUUAUAUGCUUUUCACAUUGCAUAUCCUUAACCCCAUACAUCCUUAACCCGGAUAACCCCGGACUAUCCUUAACCCCAUACUAUAUAUUUUUUGGAUUCACACUGUCUUUCUUAACCCCAUACUAUCUGCUUAGCCGGGGUUAACGCCUUAAACCCGGACUAUCCCACAGCUCAUGAAUAUUGAUGAUUUUACCAUACAGAGCGUGAUUAACGUGCAAUUUCGACUUCUGUGAUUGGCUAUUGCUUAGCCCUACUUUUCCUUAGUCCGGUUUCGUUUCACACUGCAUCUCUUAGCACCGCAAUUGUGGUGCUAGCACCACAAUAAGCCGGCUAACCCUGCUUUUUUGCAGGGCCAGAUAGUACCGUACUAUUUACCGUGCUAGCCCACUUUGCUAAAACGUAUGUGAAAACGAAGUGGGCUAAGCUUAACCCCGGGAAAUUGGUGGGGUUAAGGACCCCCUUAGCCCCACCAAUUUCCCUGGGUUAAGGAAAAAAAGUACAGUGUGAAAAGCAUUAGUCGACUUCAAUCUGUUGACCACUUCCCCCCCCCCCCCCCGGGAAGUUACCAUAAUAAUGAUUUUCAUUUAAAACCGUGGCCCUAAUCUGCACUCGUAUCUCUAGAAUCUGAGUGUCUUACGGUGCAUUCUAGAUUUGACCCUCCAAAUACACUGGAAAUAUUAUAUACUCUUUGCGCAAAAUUGUCCAAAGAGGUGUUAAGUUGAACAAUGGUAAAAGAGAAUCAUGGUUUAUGCAGAUUUCUCGUAUUGAAAAAAAAAGCGUUAUUACGAAAAAAAUAAAAAUCUGGAUAAUCCAAGGUUUUGUAUACCAUGGAACAAAUAAACUUGAAACAUCUUUCGAUAAUACGGGCCUAUAACUUAAAAAAAAUAAUGAGAGAAUAAAUGUGCAAACCGACCAGAUUUUCUUAAUUUUUAUACAGUACCAGCAUUUUUGUUUUAAACAAAUAAACCAAUUUUUAUAUACCUUUGCUAAAGAACAUUGUCCGUAUCGUAAGAAGAUGUCAUUUGUUCCUGAACAACUCUUAAUCACAAUAUAUAGCUCUUCUAUAACAUCCCUAAAACAAAUUUAUAUUUCUUUUAAAUUACCGACCGCCAACUCUUUUUUCUCUCCCUCCUAUAUGGACCUAUCCACGGAGGAUUAUCUAUUGUUACUGUGACAAUGCUCAGCACCCCCAGUAACAAUAGAAUGAUCCUCCGUGGAUAGGUCCAUGCUCCCUCCGUCUAGGCAUUUUUUAGGACAGUAUGUACCUUUAUUUUGUCAAAUAUUUGUUUUGUAUUUCUCGAAUCGAUAUAGCUGUUAAGUAUCAUUUUUUUUUCUGUAAAUAUUGCUUCAUAAAUAUGUGUACCGUUUUCGUUGAAUGAAAUAAUAACAUAUUUCUAGAACUUGAUAAAAUGAAGAGAAUACAGUUACCAUUAAAAUAUCAUGAGUCAAUGUGAUGUGCAUUUCUAUAUUGUCUACUAAUUAAAUAAACAGUAUCGUUAUUGGACUAUAUAGGCCUACGUGAUUUUUGUAUGGGAAUCUCAAUAAAAAAGCUGUGUACUUUGUAUAUGAAAUUA
Lytechinus pictus (painted urchin) is the source of this 3686-nucleotide messenger RNA. RefSeq names its product cholesterol 24-hydroxylase-like. Bases 370 to 1905 code for a protein of 511 amino acids. The record is from RefSeq and is a predicted model, not a curated record. Lineage: Eukaryota; Metazoa; Echinodermata; Echinoidea; Temnopleuroida; Toxopneustidae. The transcript is spliced from 13 exons. Gene Ontology annotation, biological process: cholesterol catabolic process. Gene Ontology annotation, molecular function: iron ion binding; cholesterol 24-hydroxylase activity; heme binding.